Molecule: messenger RNA, 2030 nt
Organism: Phalaenopsis equestris
Lineage: Eukaryota; Viridiplantae; Streptophyta; Magnoliopsida; Asparagales; Orchidaceae
Exons: 7
Coding region: 138-1760 (540 amino acids)
Biological process (GO): mRNA catabolic process
Molecular function (GO): demethylase activity; mRNA binding
Source: RefSeq, a predicted model, not a curated record
CUAUAAACCCGCCUCCCUGGUCGGGCCUUCUUCAUUUCAUUCCCCCAAGGGCUGUUUCUCCUUCGGGGCUGAAGGCGCUGAGGGAGUGAUACAGAGGUCGAGAGAUAGAACGGGGAAAUCAGACUACGAUAUUGCUAAUGGCAGCGGCAGCGAUCGCCGCGAAGACUCCGGCGGCAACCCCUGCAGCGCUUGCUCUGCCUGACAUGGUGGCGAGAGACACGAUCAUUGCGUGGUACAGAGGCGAGUUUGCAGCCGCGAACGCAAUCAUUGACUCGCUCUGCUCCCACCUGGUUCAGAUCACCGGCGAUCCUUCCGAGUAUGAUGCCGUCUUCGCUGCUAUCCACCGCCGGCGCUUGAAUUGGGUCCCCGUUCUACAUAUGCAGCGUUUUUUUUCCAUUGCGGAUGUCACCAACGAACUUCGCCUCGUUACCUGCAAUCGCAAGCCCCUGAGUCCCACCACUGUCACCGAAGCUCAGAGUGAUGCCGCUGUGGCACCGGUUCUUAAAAGGGAUGUGGAGGGAACUGGACCUGAUGCCAUCGACGUGGAAGAGAUGAGAAGGUCUCUUGAUGAGGAACAAUCUUCCCAAAAGAUUUCGGAGGGAACAGGGGAGGAAUAUUCCACAUAUUCCUCAGAUUGUAAGUUAGCAAGAGAUGGCAAAUCUGUUGAUGCAGAGUCUGUUGAUGAUGGAGGAUUUCAUCAAACGUUGUCAGAGAAUGAUCAAAUAUGCACGCAUCAUGACGAAUGUGUGGUGCGUCCUGAGAAGAUCAAGACUUUUAAAGGUUUUGUUGCAAAGGAGCCUGUGAAAGGGCAUAUGGUCAACGUGGUGAAAGGACUGAAGCUUUAUGAAAACAUUUUCACAAACUUUGAACUACACAAGCUGAGCGAGUAUAUAAAUGAACUCCGUCUUGCCGGCCGAAGAGGAGAGCUAUCAGGUGAAACAUUUAUUUUCUUCAACAAGCAGAUGAAGGGAAACAAGAGAGAGAUUGUUCAACUUGGCAUUCCAUUAUUUCAACCAAAAAAUGAGGAGGCAACAAGUAGCAUUGAGCCUAUUCCUUCAAUUCUUCUGUCUGUAAUAGAUCAUCUGACUCAGUGGCACUUAAUACCAGAAAGUAAAAGGCCUAAUUGUUGCCUCAUCUAUUUCUUUGAUGAGGAUGAUCACUCACACCCCUACUUCAAACCUCCACAUUUAGAAAAUCCCAUCUCCACGUUGUAUCUCUCUGAGACAAGCAUAGCAUUUGGUCGAAUACUCUCGAGUGAUCAAAAUGGAGCUUAUAAAGGAUCCCUUACACUCUCAGUCGUAAAAGGAUCACUCUUGGUAAUGCGUGGUAACAGUGCAGAUAUGGCAAGGCAUGUCGUAUGCCCAUCUUCUAACAAAAGAGUAACCAUCUCGUUUUUAAAAGUUCGGACUCCUACCAACCAGGUCGAUCUAUCUUCUCCUAUCUCUCAACAAUCAAAUGCCAUUACUUUAUGGCAACCACCACAGCCAGCAAGAGAGCCAGAAAUAAGUCCUAUUGCUUAUGGACCACAUGCUAUGGUGCCAACAUGGGGUCUUUCUCUUCGAGAUCCUAUGUUCAUGUUAGCACCACCAAGGCCAAUGGUUAUGAGCCAAGAGAGAAGAUUUGGGCGUGGCGGCACUGGAGUGUUCUUGCCAUGGACUAUAGGCCCAAAGAGGUACAUAAAGAAUCUCCCACCUCGAUUUCAAAGAAGAAGGCUAGCAUCCCUUCCCGCGCCACUGGAAGCAUUGGUGGAGAAAAUAUAAUCACUCCCACUUAUCAUGGCGUGUGCUUCUAAAUCUUUUUAAAAUGAAAAAAAAAAGGCUUCUUCUUGAUUGUUUACUCGAUUGGAAUAUUUUUAGAAGCAGUAAUCUUAAAGGAAAAAAGAGUUCUAAAAAAUACUAUAGAGUCUAAUAGUCAGGUGAAAAGGCUAAUUUCAAUAGUCUUUCUUGUUAAGAUUAGUUGUUGCAUAGGUUUUUAUAUAUUUCAUGUGUUUUUUUUUUUUUUUUUCAAUUUCUACAUGUUUAUGUAAGUAG